Camponotus floridanus (Florida carpenter ant) is the source of this 4404-nucleotide messenger RNA. RefSeq names its product UPF0769 protein C21orf59 homolog. Gene Ontology annotation, biological process: regulation of cilium movement; regulation of sodium ion transport. The coding region runs from base 676 to 1833 and encodes 385 amino acids. The record is from RefSeq and is a predicted model, not a curated record. NCBI's taxonomy places the organism in Eukaryota, Metazoa, Arthropoda, Insecta, Hymenoptera, Formicidae. The transcript has 6 exons. Gene Ontology annotation, molecular function: sodium channel regulator activity.
GGUCGAUGCCACGAAGUGCCGUCGUUGGCGCUGACAUCGGGAAAAUAAGCUCGUCCGAAAGCUCCACCGACUGCAGUAGCCCGGCAUCCGUCGGCGCCGCGGUCAGGACGAGAGGUUCGCACCCGCGCUCGGCAGGACUGCCGAUGGAAGCUCGUCGCUGAAAGCGCUCGCUAUGUGGACCCCGUCGUGAUCCACGAAAAAUCGCGACACGGUGUACUGUUUCUCCAUCCCUUCCCCCUGUUACCCCGUCUGUUUCCCGCAUCCCUUCCGCUUUCCAUCUGUCCAACGGCCAGGUCCUUCGUGACGCGAAGGCGUGAUUCGCGGUGAUUCGCGGGGUCAAAUGUGCACGGUGGACAGCAUUGUGACAUAGUGAGCGGAAGUAGGAGACGAAGAAGAGAUCGGCAGGGGGGCAGAGGAGCGGGGAACGCGGGAAGACGAGGAGGUGGAUGAUGAUGACGAGGGGGCACAGGAAGAGGGCGCCGAGCCCUGAUGCACUCGCAUCUUCGACAUAGGGGAUCUCGUUCCGUCUCUUCGACGUCCGACGUGACGAGCAGCGAGCACGCCAAGGACGACGACGACGACGAAGACGACGACGACGACGACGACGACAACGACGGCGACGACGUCGCUUAAAAGCCUCCAGCACGAAACCAGCACUGCCGUUUGUUCUCCGAGAUGGCGGACGAAAAGGAGAAGCAGACGUUCCUGCAGAAGCUGCUGUUCUAUACGACCGCGUUCUUCAUCCUCCUCAGCACCUUCAGCCUCUUCGCCUUCCUCUUCUUGGUCCCCUUCGUUAUCGACCCCGCCUUCACCACCAUCUUCAUGCAGUUUGACACUCGACCCGCCGAGUGUGUCACCAUCGACGUUGAAUCCAGAAGAGGUGCGAGCAAUUGCUCAUGGACAUCCUGUAGAGAGGGUUGCACUAAGGAGCUGUACGAUUGUACGCAAAUACGCGUCAACUAUAAGCUACCGGAAAACGUGUCCGAAGGGUCGGACGAGGGAGGCGAAGUGGUAGGAGGUGUCGAGGACGACGAAGAGAGUAAGCGUAUGUCGCGUUAUGAGCGCUCUUUAGGCGAGUACGUCGAGGGUCUCGACAUCGCCGUGAAUGACGAGACCGGGCUGUUGGAACCUUCCCCUACAGAGCGUACUAGAUCCAGGAGUCAUUAUACGCGGUUUUCCCCGUCCGAGAGGGCCCGUCCCUCCGGUUCUCCCGCUGGAGAACGUCCGUCGCCGAACAAUAACGAGGGGAAGUUCGCAGGUCUCAUGGUCAACGACUCCUGGUACUUCACCGGGGCCAAGCUGUUCCCCAACGUAAAAGGCUGUGGAUACCCUCCAAUGCUGAAUUGCAGUAUUUUCUACCGGCAGUACGCCAACAUAGGACAGAACUUUAGCUGUUACUACUCGAAAGUGGAUCCCGGGAUAGUCAUCAGCGACCUCGAUAUGUGGCAGGUGUACAUGAACCUUGUGUACGCGAUGGCGAUUCCGAUACCGUCUUUCAUAAUCUCGGUGAUAUACCUCACCAUCGCCUACUUCAAGAUCUACAACGAAGACGAGGAAGUCCUCGUAGGUGGCGAACAGGGUGAGGAGGGGGAGGAGGGGGACGAGGGUGACGGUACACCCUUGCCGCCCACCAGCGGUGCAUUGACGCCCGGAAGUGAGGCCUUCAGGGAGAAUCUGGCGAGCUUCGGGCACCAACUCAAGGUCGCGAUGGCCGACGACAUCAGCAGGGAGAGUCUUGACGGGAUUCCUAACUCGCUCUCUCUUCAGGGAAACUUGAGCAAGACGAUGACGACGAGUAUCUCGACUCCCCCUGGGCCGACAGUGGCAGUCUGAAGCGGCACUUUCAAGGUCUGAAUAAUAUUUCGUGGAGGCCACAUUGAGAGCGAUUCUCACGUCGCGUUUGCAAAGAAAAAAAAAACCGAAACGUUACAAGACUUGGCCUCGUCGACCGAGGAAGAGCCAAGUCGACUUUCUCUCUCAGGAUCGACUAAGAAAAUCCACCCUCGCGAUUCACGGAGUGAACCAGAGGCAACGCUCGGUGCAACUCGAAUACACGGUGAUUACAGAGGAAAAAAUCCCGCGACAAAAAUCUGCCAUUCUCUCUACUGUAAAUCUAUCCCCGACUACCAACACACUAACUAAAGAGACAGCGUCGAUUACACAGAUUAUCACGAUAUUUUGCGACGAACUUUUUCGUACUCGAUAACAAGCUCAAAGUCGCAUAAGUAUGUAUAUCGCACUGAUUCCGCGCUGCAGCUCGAGAGCACCAGGAGAUCUCUCCUCGAUUACGCCGAAAAGUUCUUCGUUUCUUCGCAAUGUUUCAACAUUUGGCAAGCGGUGAGCCAUUUAUUCCGCGCGCCGGAAUUCAUUUACCUCGCACGAUGCCUUCUUCGUAGCUUGUCCAGGUGCGGUCCGAAACCAGCUCGCGUGUAUCUCGUGCCUAUCGCAUUCCGCAAAACACGAAGAAUCUGUCCUUACGUCGUAUAUGCAGGCGCGUUCAGCGUUUCAGCUGUAUAUUUUUGAGCGAUUUUCCACAAUUGCGGCGGAGGGGAAAGACAGACCUGUCAUUUUUGGGAGCGACGCAAGUCCGACGACGAAGCCUGCGGGAUCCGCGCAAUUUCUGAAUAAAAAAAAUAAGAGACACAGAGAGUGAAAAUUGUAAAUGUUGACAAAAAUUUCUACACGAUAUACAGAGUAAAAGUUUAGAAAAAAAAUAGCAGAUUAUAAAUCUGCCUCCCUACGCGAGUUUCCAGAUUGACGUACGUCGAUAAAGGACUCAAAACGACCGAUGCAGCUUCUUGCACUCCGAGUAUAACGUGAACAAACGUCUCUCUCUCUCUCUCUUUCUUUCUCUCUCUGGUUCACUCAACGAUACCGGAAAACGCAGAGGAAGGAAGGAAAAAAAAAGGAAAAGCUAUCUAUAUAUUAGGGUCGUGAGUUACCUAUGGACUAAAGGAACUUAAUCAGUAAAACAUUAUGAGCUAAACUACCGUUUAAAAUAACGUUAAUCGAGUAUUAAUCGGGUAAUUUUGCUUGCUGUGCGAUCAUGAUGCGUCCACCCUCGUCUCACCCGUGCAUCGUAGACACUCUUUUAUCAGACACACGCCAUACGUCCGUUCCACUUUGAUUAACUACCAACUUGGCGACACGCUUUUUUUGCAAAACGCGCGAUUCGCAGUCCACCCCCGCACCCCGUUGCGGCCUCGUCCAUAUAUAUAUAUGUAUACUACGAUCUCCACACGCACAACUCCGACGUUUUUUCAGGUACCUGACUGACACACACGAAGAAACGUAGGUACCACUUUCUUCGCGAGCUUACAUAUACAAUAUAUAUAUAUAUAUAUGCGUUAAAAAUCGAUACGAGUAACACACGAAGCGAAGAAACGUACAGCAAUAUAUACACAUGAGAAGAGUAAACGUCAACGAGCCAACAUCCAGAUACCUGUUGUCCUUGGACGCAAGAGAGAGAGAAAAAAAAAAAUAGGAUCGAGAAAAGAAAGAUAUGUCGUCACCUAAAUUUUGUCGGUAUCGUUUGCACUUUUGACAUUGUAUUUUUACGAGCUACUCAGAUUUGCGCGAGUUUAAACGGAGGCGAAACUUUGGGUUCAGUUUACGAACUUCGAAUUAAAAAAGAAAAAAGAAAUUAAGGGAACGGCUUGUCUUAUUAUCGGCUCAAUGUCAACCGCGAAUAUAAUUAGUUUUACGCUGCAUUAUGAUUUUCUAGAGCGCCAACGUCGCCUGGAAUAUCGACCAAACGUUUGCCGCAUGGAAACUGACUCUAGGAAUAACAGAGUAUUAUAUUGUAUCCAAUUAUUUCGUUAUGGCAUUUGUAUCGAAAUGUUGAAACGCUUCGUUAAAAGGGGUAAAUUGUUUGCCAAUUAUCUAGUACGCUUGGGGCUCUUGAAGACAUUAAUUUCCAUGUGGCACCAAAAUGGCCGAGAUAUAAAAAGAAAAAAAAAAAGAAAAAAAAAAGAAAAAAAAUCACGUGUAAUUAACGCUCAAUAUCGAUUCACGAUUUCCGGAAUUCGUGCUAUUUCUGCAAUCAUACACACACACAAACACACAUACACGACGCAUAAUAUCACGAAUGUACACGUUACACACAUCGAUAAUCUAUGAAAAAGAAAAGAUAAUUAAAUUGUUUUUAUGGAUUAAGAAACAAGUUGUCUGUGAUCUACAAUAAUUAAAAGAAUAUUUAAUAAAUAUUAACAGAUACAAAAGUAUAAAAUGUCGAUAAAGUAAUGUUGAAUGAAUAUAUAAGAGGAAGAAAAAUAAUCGAACGAUCAGAUUUUAUUGGUUCUCGAGGCGUAUUGGUAGAGAGCAAUACGAGGUAGCAAGAGAGAAGUAAAAUAUCGUACGAGAAAAUUUAAGUCGCUGCAGGAGGGAAUUUUAGAAAAAAAAAAA